Messenger RNA from Xyrichtys novacula (pearly razorfish), 5097 nucleotides. The record is from the annotation of a GenBank genome assembly. Lineage: Eukaryota; Metazoa; Chordata; Actinopteri; Labriformes; Labridae.
GCAGUGACGUAGUAUACGCGACAACAUUGCUAGCUAGAACAGAGUACCGGUAGAAGCUACCGUUUGUGUUUGUUGUCCUCGUUGAAUACUCCUCGUUUGUAAAAAGGUACGGUUUUUACAAGUUGGCGACACCACAAUUCGUGUGUCGCCAUUGUUGUUUUUUGUCGCUCGGUGAACGGAGCAGUUUUAACGCGUGUUAACACAGUUGCUUAGAGUAGCGAUAGCUAGCGUGCUAGGCUAACAGGCGCUGUUUGAGUGGAUGUAUCUGAGAGUUUACAGCUUUAAUACUCGGAGAAGAUGGUCAGUCAGAUGUUGAAACUAAAGUUAUGACUUACUUGUCUUAUUCCAGGUGUCAUCAUGCCGAAACAGACGUCGGGGAAGACUCUGUUGAGGAAUGUAAUCCGACAAACUGAUGCUCACAACAAGGUGAGUCUGAGUGAGAGCACCGGAAACACUUAAAACCCAGAUACCCUUACAUUAGAGCCAUUUCUCAGAGGUUUUCGUCCUUAUUAUUGAUGUAUUGAUGUGGUGGCAUCGUGCUUUGCUGCAGAUCUGUUACCUGUACAUCACUGAUGUGUAUCUUUCACUAUUGGAUGAGAUCUGGGUAUUUGAGAUUAGUUGAUGUUUAGAUUAUGCUCAAUUGUAUCACACACUUCCACAUCACCAGAGCCAGAGUCUGACAGAAAGAAGGAUGGAUCCAUACUCUCAUAGUGUUUAUGCUGAAUUCUGACCUUCCUAUCCUCAUGUCACAGCUGAAAUUGAGGCUCAUCCGACCAGGUAAUGGUUUUCCAAUCUUUGAUUGUCCAAUUUUGGUGAAAUUGUAGCCUCACUUUCCUGUUCUUCGCUGACAGGAGCCUGGCUGUAGCCUGUCUCCCUCAGGCUUCGACAUACUGCACAUUUAGAGAUGUUCCUCUGUGCACCCCAGUUCUAAGGGGUGGUUAUUUGAGUUUCUGUUGCUUUUUCUAUCAGCUCAAACCUGUCUGGCGAUUCCCUUUUGACCUCUGCAAUCACAAACCAUUUCCAGCCAGAGAACUGCACCUCACUGGAUAUUUUCUCUGUCUCUGACCAGUCUUUAUAGGCCUAGAGAUUGUUGCAUGUGAAAAUCCUUCUAGAUAAGCAGUUUCUGAAAACUUACAGACCUAACAACCAUGCUACACCCAAUGUCUUGUUUUAUCUUCAUUUAUUUAUCCUAGUUAGCCGAGGUUUAUUUUAGGUCUGUGUUUUUUACCUGUUUUUAUCCUUUUAUUAUUUUUAGGACCUCCGCACCGGGAGCAGUGGUCGCUUGUGGUUGCAGGGCCCAGCCUCGGGGUUCCUGGUGGAGGUUGCUGUCAUCCGCAUCCCUCCGCUGGCCCCGUGUCAGUGUCCUGUGGCUGCAGGCGGCUCUCUGCUCCUGGUGCUGACGGCUCCUCUGAUUGCGCUUUCUCAACUGGUUCAUCUGCACUCAGCCUCAUGCCCAUUCUCUUAAAGUGUGUAUGUGGGGGUGUGGGGUCAGGGGGCAUUUGGGAUAGUUUUUUGUUUUUAACUUGACUGUAAAGCACUUUGAGUCACAUUCCUGUAGGAAAAGUGCUUUAUAAGUAAAGUUUGAUUGAUUGAUUGAUUGAUUGAUUAACUGAAUGUCAUUUCAGUCACCUUUCUUCCCUGUUCUCAUGCUUGGUUUUAACUUAUCAUCUUGACCAUGUCUAGCUUCCUAAAUGCAUUCAGUUGCUGCUGUACUGUUGGCUGAUUAGAAACUUAAUUUUAACAAGCUGUUGAAUAGGAGUACCUAAAAAAGUGGCUAAAGAGUGAUGCCUCUGUUUUGUAAGAAAGGAAGAAACAUAAAUAAUUUGGUUGAUUUAUGAACUCCAACUGCUUAGAAAUGAAUCGAUCAAACUGUAUGGAGUGAGAGUGUUAGUGUGUAUGCAGCAGCACUUUUUAAUGUACUUACUUUUGUUGACCCACUUUAGAUCCAGGAGGAGAUAGAGAUGUGGAAAAUGCGAGGCAUGGAGAUCCAGAUGUCCCAUCACAAACAUUUGUCAGAUACAGAGCGAGCGAGGUAAGAGCUGUUAAUGUUAGGUCCCCGUUUAAUUUAAGCCCUUUGAACAGGAGUGACACUGAAGCCCAUCUGGGAGUGUGUUUCAUUAUUUAGCCCUCAGUUUAGAGGGCUGCUACAGUGCAAUAUCUUGCUGCCUGGUGUGUGGCCAUGGUUGAUGGAUGGUUUUCGUUUCAGGGGAAGAAUGCACUGUGAUCGGGACCAACGUAGAGACAUUGGUGGAAGUGGGGAGGGAGCGUCUGAACAUGACGACAGAGAUGCUCGAUACUGGACACGGAAACUGUAUGAAUUUGAGGCCAAAGAUCCUGAAAGGUUAAGUUCAUAAUUAGUCUGAGAAGUGAAAUCAUCAAAGUAUUGUUCUCCCUUAAUUUAAAUGAAUAAUGGGAAGUGAAUAAAUAAACAAAUAUCUAAUUUAUUUAAGGGGUAGCGCAAUUGAUCGACAGUCUAGUCAGUUUUACAGAGUCAGACAUCUUCUUUAUUCACAUCACAGGUGGGGACACAGUGGAUUCAAAGAGCUUUAUCCAGAGGAGUUUGACAGUGAUUGGUAAGUAAAAUAUCAGCACUGCAACAAGCAAGAGUUUCAUUAUCUUAGGGAUAAUGGAGGUAAAACAUGAGAAAAAUACUGUUAAGGUCCUUGCAGGGAAGGGUAAGAUAUUAUGGGGGUUGACCAGGUCCUGCUCCCAAAAUAAGGCGUUCAUAUCAAUCAUAUUGUAACUUUGUAAACCCAGUUUGGCACUAACAUGACAACUAAACAACCAUUUUUAGCACUUUCAUCCUCCAAAAACCAACCCUGUUAUCAAUUACAUUCAAAAGAUGAGAGCACUUUCAAGUUAACAUAAGGAUUUCAGGCAUCUCUAGCCCUGGCAUGACAUGAAUGUCCUACAAUGUUUUACUUUAAGUAUGCUAAAUAAAUUCUGCAAAUCAAGACUGAGAAAACCCUAAAAACUCAAUUAAGGGUUAUUUUAUUUCAGCUCGUUUAUUUUUUUAGCCCAUCCUAAACCUCCACUGUUUGUCCUACCCCCUACAGCUGAUGACUCGAUAGUUAUGUGUGAAGUACAGUUGUUGUUUUCCUCUUCAGGAUGAUUAUGUCGUCCAUGAAACCUUACAAAGAUCUGCCUGUCUUAAUUUAUUUUUCUUAAAUUUUCUGUAUUCAGUGAGAAAAACAAUGCCAAGAAGAAAGUGGGGCGCCACAAAAUGAAAAGGUCCAAAGCUGACACAAGCCUAUCGAAACGUUCAAAGAAAUCCUCCCGCAAGAAAAAAAAGAAAAAGAAGACAGAAGACGAGGGUAAACGUAAAAAAGCAGAGAGCUCCAGCAGCAGUGAUGACAGCAGUGACGAAAAAGACAAGCUGCGAAGAAAAAAGAAUAAAAGUCGAAAUAAGGACAAGAAAACUGCCAAAAAACGAGGGAGAGACGAAGACAGUAGCUCUGGGGAAGGUAAUGACAAAGAAGAAAGCGAGAGACGGACUCACAGCCGCAAAAAGCGAAAGCAGAGCUCCCACAAAGACUCAGACUCAGGCCCAUACUCAAAAAAGAAGAGGAAAAACUGGAAAGCUGCAGGUGAGAAGAGCUCGACCGAUAGUUCUGCAGACUGAGACUCACAGACGUGGACAAACACACAGCUCAGGGAAAGACCAGGAAAAGUACAGCAAAUUCUUUUGUUCCCCUUCCCAUCACAGAGGACUUCUCCCUGCAGGGCCGCUCUGUUUCGUACUCUUAGACAUCAACAAACCUGUGCUGUCGGCUCUUUCUGUGGGCGUCGUGUGCAGUGAUAGCUCAUCCACCUCUGCAGUGGCUUGAAGCGCAGCAGUACAGACAGCUUCAAGAGGGAUGGUGGGGUAUCCAGCACCCGGCUCAGGAAGAAUCCUGCCGGCUGCAGGCUCAUUGAUUGAUCAUUGACUCUUGCCUCAGACUGUCUGCAUCACGAGGAGACCCCCUGUGUCCUCAAUGGACGGCUUGAAUUUUAUAUUUUCCUGGGAGAGACAUAUUUGGCAACUUGAGCAAAAAACACAUGUCCUUCUGUUUUUAUUAUAUUUUUUAGUUUUGUAAAUUUUGAUACUUGAAUCCAGCAGAUUUUGAUGAAAAUAAACAUCCAUGUUUCUGUUUUUAAAGAUAUUCUUGUGAUUGUAUGGGAAAAUCUAAAUCUAAAAAGUCUGUUUCUGUUUGUGAAAGCGUGUUUCAGCCUCAGGUUUUUUCACUCAGCUAAUUAGACUUUAUUAUUAUGAAUAUAUGUAGGGUUUACAUUUGUGGUUAGAUUUAAAAUUCCAUGCAGAUAUCGUGGUUUAAUUGGGGCACAAGUGGAAGCAAAAUGCAACGAUUUAUUGACUUAAAAAUCCAGGUUUUGCAUUCAUUCUAAAAAUCAAGGUAACUUUAAUAAUAAAAAUAACAUAAUUUAGUACACUUUCCUAUUAAUCAGUAGUAGAGCUGGUCGUCUCCUUUUCAACCUGUAAGCGCCUCUACAUGUUUAAGUAUCCUUGGGUAAGACGCUAAACUCUGAAUCAUAUCUGAUUGCGAUGCUAGUGGCGUCUGAAUGGAGUCCAUGAGUUCUGAUUGUGACUUCGCACCGCAGCCUCUACCAUCAGUCUGCAAAUGUGAUAUCGUGUAAAGCGCUUUGAGGAGUCUCUAGACCAGAAACAGACUAUCACACUUUACCAUGAUCAGCAUAGUUCGUUCCUCGUUUGUAUCAUCGACCGCAGUGGUUUAAAAUGAUUCAUUCACAUCGAUGAGCUGCUCUGUUGGAUUGUGUGACAUGCUAAAACAAAAAAAAAAUAGAGUAUCAGCUGUCAAAUCUUUUCACAGAGACAUCAAUCUACCUGACAUCUUAAAACCAUCCGUGUGAAAUGAGAUCCACAGUAUCCUAUUGUCUGUAGCCUUUAGGUAACACUCCAAUGAAAUACAGCGAUGCAAUGAGCUGGCUGAGUAAAUCUGGAUGAGUGAGUAAAUAAUUCAUGUUAUAAUACUUGGAAAUAACCUCCGGCAAAAGAGAGAUUACAUUUGUGAUUCAAGGACUUGUGAUUUAUUCUUUUUUUAAUUGUAAGGCUGUUUGUAAGUAAAUAUAGAACAAAGGCCA